This is a messenger RNA of Fusarium oxysporum Fo47, 2332 nucleotides long. Its product is annotated as c6 zinc finger domain-containing protein. NCBI's taxonomy places the organism in Eukaryota, Fungi, Ascomycota, Sordariomycetes, Hypocreales, Nectriaceae. Gene Ontology annotation, biological process: positive regulation of transcription from RNA polymerase II promoter by galactose; DNA-templated transcription. Gene Ontology annotation, molecular function: zinc ion binding; RNA polymerase II cis-regulatory region sequence-specific DNA binding; DNA-binding transcription factor activity, RNA polymerase II-specific. The transcript has 9 exons. Gene Ontology annotation, cellular component: nucleus. Bases 1 to 2226 code for a protein of 741 amino acids. The record is from RefSeq and is a predicted model, not a curated record.
AUGACGCCCCGAGAUGACUCUCCACCAGCUUCGGCCAAAAGCGGAACGUCUCAGCCGCCAAAAGCAAACGCGUCGGAGCCCGCGCCAAAGAGACGUCGAGUCGCGUUGGCUUGUUCGGCAUGCAGAAUCCGCAAAUCACGGUGCAAUGGAGUGCGACCAAGAUGUGACACGUGCGACAAGCUUGGAUUCGAUUGUUCGUAUGAACAGCAAGAAACCUCAGCGAAUCUUCUAGUCCCAAAAGAUAUCUUUGCUGCAUUAGAGGCCAAAGUCAAGCUGUUGGAAACAAAUAUUGAGCAGCAUAAUGGUAGACUGAACUUGGUUGAGAGUACACUAAAGAGUUCGGGAAGUUUACGGCAAGAUGUUGUGCUUCCACUUCAUCACCAGCCAGGAAAUGUGGUUGUCAACAUCGAUGAGAUACCAGAGAAUGGUGCUGGCCAGAGUAUGACUGAUGGCAUGGCCGUGUCUUUCGUAGAUGAGCAAGACUGUGGUUUCUUUGGCCCAUCGUCCAACAUCGCACUCAUGCGACACAUAUUGCGAGCUGUCGACACAAAAAGAACACAGCAAUGUAAUCAGACUUCAUUGACGCCAGCAUCAGAGUACAGUGCCUAUGAAGGUGGACUAGUGAGUAAUUUGAGUGCGUUUCCGACAACCUCAAGCGAGUCUCAAAAGGCGGGCGCCAAUCUCUUACCACCAGACGAGGUCAUGCAACGCCUUAUUCGUGCCUACUUUGACAACACGGGGCUCUUGUUUCCGUACAUAUACGAGCAAGAGUUUCUCGACACUUAUGAAAGAUUCCGAGCAAGCGGCUUCAGAGGUAAUGUUCGCCGUACCUGGCUCGGCCUGCUGAACAUGAUCCUUGCAAUGGCAACUUGUACUUCUUGCUGGGAGGACUCGGGGAGCGAGACUACUUUUGAGGAGUCGGAUGUUUACUAUCGCAGGGCCCAGGAGCUUUGCCAUACACAGAUGUUUAGGGGAACUACUCUUGAAACAGUCCAAUACCUCUUACUCACGAGUCAGUAUCUACAGGGGACGCACAAGUCUGUUCAUACAUGGACCAUCCACGGCCUCGCCGUCAAAGCUGCCAUGUCUAUUGGACUUCACUCAAGAGACAUUGCAUCAAAGUUUACUCCCCUCCAACAAGAGAUAAGGAAACGCACUUGGUUCGGAUGCAUUUUGCUUGAUAGAAGCCUCAGCCUCACGUUUGGCCGCCCAUGUGCGAUACCAGAAGAGUACAUCCGCUUGGAUCUUCCAAAGACAUUACCAGUACCGAUGUCAACUUCCGAUGAAGUCCAUAAAAUGAGCACUGCAUUCUAUAAUGCCUCUAUAACUCUCUAUAGGAUUAUGGGGCGAAUCAUUGGCUCACUUUAUGGUAGCAAUCUUGGAUGCGAAGACCAAUCAUCGGAUACAGCCACAAUGACAUCCAUGAUCCAGUUCGGUCAGGAACUCUCAGACUGGCAAAACAGCUUGCCCCAGCAUCUGGGUUUGCGGUCUGUCGAUAACAUGCCCCAGGAUGCCAAUGAAGAUGUCCAUGAUCCAUUACGCGAAAAGUUCAGAACUAUACUCACACUCAGAUACCUCAACGUUCAACUCCUCCUCCAUCGCCCGAUCUUCAUCAGGUCUUUGGGUACUCUGCUUAGAGAGUCCAAAACGCCAUAUCGCAAUGCGGGAUCCAUCAACAGUAUGCAUGCCAACUUCGACAGGGUCUUUGUCCAAGUGGCCGAAAAUGUUAUAGAUAUUAUUUAUACCAUAUUGACACGGCCUGAUCAUGGGCGCCAUUUGAUCGGGGCCUGGUGGUUCACCCUCUACUAUGCCUUCAGUGCAGCGUUGGCAAUAUUCGGUAGCCUGUUGAUAUCUUUCGACGCGGAAGCUGGAAACGCUGGCCGCCCUGAAAGUGCUAAACGAUAUCUCGGCAAGACUUGCGAGGCUCUCUUGAAGCUCAGCGAUCACAACACUCUUGUCCUGCGCUGCGUUAAAUUUGUCCAACAACUUCUCCGGAUUGUUAAUGCUUGGGAUUCGAGCACCACGAAAGAAGUCGACCUCAAUAAUGAAUCUUUGGGAUCGUACUUGACGGCGGAAGGAGGCCCCAUUAAUUUUGACAUGGAGUCCGAUUUGCUAUCGACUAUGCCGACGUGGGAGACAUCAACGCUUGGUUUUGGGGAUGAGCUUGAGCUGGGUCAUUUCUUUGCUAGCGAUUCUCAGCGGUGGUUUGAACAGACACAAUGGUAAUGCCGGUGUGUUCGUGCCUAAAGUAAUAAAACGCGUUGAGCGUCAUAAAAUGAGCCUCUUUGACGCCAUGACAACGGUGACCGCAAUUGACUGCCAGUGAUUCCGC